CUGUGUUCAACUCGUUCACUCGAAAAUAGUCUCCAUCGGUUCAGUAAUCGUCUCUUUAAUUUUUAUUCAUAAAUGUGUUUAAAAUAAGUCAAAAUCGUUAAUUUUUAUUCACAUAAAUAAAUUUUAGUUGUAUCUUCAUAAAUAAUACUAAACCAUGAGUUCGGGUGGUACUCGCGUGUACGUCGGCGGUCUCGUCGAGGGAAUCAAGAAGGAAGAUCUCGAACGCGAGUUCGAUAAAUAUGGAAAACUAAACUCAGUUUGGGUAGCACUAAAUCCCCCAGGUUUCGCUUUCAUAGAAUUUGAGAACUUGCAGGAGGCGGAAGAUGCGUGUAGCGCGAUGAAUGGUACUGAGAUGUUAGGCGCCACUUUGAAAGUAGAGAUCUCUAGAAAGCGGGACGGGCCCCGCAGAGGUGGGUUCAGAGGUCGGGGCGGCGGUAACUUCAGGGGUGGUCGUUCAUUCGGAGGUCAGGGAGGAGGCAGGUUUAACAACUCAUACGGUGGCGGCGGCGGCCGGCCGUACAAUCGUAACGGAGACGGAUAUGGCUCCAGCGGCGGCGGUGGUGGUGGCGGCGGUAGCGGCAACUACAGAUCUAGGUCGCCGCUGUCCCGUUAUUAAUUUAGUUGCUAGGUUAAAUAGGUUUAGUGUUAUCGUAAUCUGAAGCCUUCCAAGUGUUAAAAUUCAAUGAAUACUGGGGGUUUAUUGCUAGGCAUUUCGAUGGCUCAAGGAAGUGGAGUUCCUUGGACUCGGUGAUCUCGCUUCAAAAUCAUCGGAAUAUAUUUCAAGAACAAUCUUCAGAAAUUAAUUAACAUUCUACCUAGUACUCUAAUGGAUAAGUUUCUUCAUAAAUAAAAAUUAUGACUUAUU
Molecule: messenger RNA, 865 nt
Organism: Bombyx mandarina (wild silkworm)
Lineage: Eukaryota; Metazoa; Arthropoda; Insecta; Lepidoptera; Bombycidae
Gene: Rsf1
Product: repressor splicing factor 1
Molecular function (GO): RNA binding
Source: RefSeq, a predicted model, not a curated record